ACUGCCUUACGCUUCCCUAAGUUCCCUAAGACACUUCCUUGUGCGAAAAAUUUGCAAUAUCUGCGAUCUGUGCAAUUUGAGCUCUUCAUCAUGUCAUUGUACCCGGAUCACACCUUGAGCCUAACCUCUUUGACCAUCACGGAGUGCUUGGGCUGCCAGAAUUUGACUGCCAACUUCUCCAAGGCCGACAACGUGCACGUCAUCGUCUACAACUCGCUCAAUGUCCCGCCCAAGGACCAGCAGGCCGUGACUCCGGUGGGUCAGGCCAUCCUCCUGCUCAGCUCGCAGUCCUACGCCGACGCCCACCUCGAGAGUGCGCCCUUCCUGAAAACCGGAAAAGGCUCCAUCAUCUUGCGCUUCGAGAUGAUCCCCGCGAGACCCGCUGACGAGGGCGAGGCUGCCGCCGGGGAGGAUGAGGACAGCGAUCUGGACAUGGAUCCCUGCACCUCGAGGCAGGCCCUGGAGCGCAUAAAGCGGCGGGAGGAGCGGAAGGAGCGCCGCCAGAGCCAGGUUGCGGAGAAGGAGCGUCUGUCGAAGAGUGUCCAGGUGUACGUGAAGAGGCGCUUCGAUGAGCUCGCCUUCUUGGACAAGGUUUUCGUGGAGAUCGAUGGGGGAGAACUGGAAAUGAUGACAGUCCAAUGCUUUAUUAGCCAGUUCUUUGUGAGCCCCACUCACUCGCAGAGUUUUCUGGGGAAAGUUCACGAAAAGUACGGGGGCAACUGGCUGAAGGUCAUACAAAGCGACCGGGACGACACCAGUCACUUCACUGAUUCCGACAGCCCCUUCCUGACCUUUGUCAACCUCUUCGAUCGCACCGCCGUGAAGCCUCAGGACCUGAGCUACAGAGUCGGAAAGGUCUACCUCGAGGUCAGCGAGAGACUAUGGAUCCAGGAGCGCAGAUUCGUGCUGGACCUCUUCAACCAGGUCCGUCGCAUUUUCGAGUUCAUAACGAACAACGAGCACACCGUUUGGUUUGUCCUGCCUGAGCGCCAAGUGAAGGAUCCGACGCGGCCGAUGUCCCUAGAAGACUUAGACUUUUCCGAGGUGCGGUCGUGCAUCCGGGCCGUCGCGGACAAGUCGGAUGUCUCCUGCACCGACUCGAAUCAUAGUCUCAAGGACGCGCUGAUGGUGUCCUUCCAGUUGGCGUUCGCCACCCACGUGCGCCAGUCUCUGAUGGUUCUAAGUCACAUGGAAACUCUGUCUGAGUACAUGACCAUGCAGUACAUCUCGGCGCAGUACAUGAACGAUCUCUACGUGAAGGAGGCCUCUGAUCCUCAAUGGAUAUGCCACUGUUACUUGCAGCGCAUCGUGAACAUGGCCCUGUUUAUGGGGACCGUGGUCCUGAUUGAGUUCCCCAGCGCCUUCACCCUCCUCAACGGAGGCCGCAAGCUCCUCAAGUGCUACCAGCGGCACGUCAAUGACGAGAGUGUCUGGGAGCUCUUCGAAGACGUCUCCAAGGAGGACAAUUUCUCCGUGAACAACAUGAAGAAGCACGUCGACCUCAUGAAGCAUACGCAGUAACUGGGAAUUCGUUAUCUAUGACCUCACCCGAAGCAUGCAUCCUGCCACACGCAAAUGGCAAAUAGUUCCAUGCUUAUUUUCUAAUUUCGCCCACUGAACUCCGGCUGAAUGCAUAUUCUUCAGCUUCAUUUCAUUAGGGUUUUGCCGGCUGUCAGUUUGAAUCGGGAGCAGGCAAGCAGGGUCCUGGGCCACCUCUCCCCACCACCCGGUUGCAACUGAAACAACAAUGGCUGUCAGACAGAGGAGGCACGCGUCAUUUGCCGGCGAAAAUGCAUUUUGCGCAAAACCGAGAGCAUUUUUAGCGAAAAUCAACCGACGACGACCCAGUUGGGGGGCCUUGAGCCCUCAGAUGCAUCCUGAUGGAAUGCUGACUGACUGGCUAACUGACGGACUUGAAUGAUUGGCGGUUUCUGAGGCAUUCCUCCGGGGUGCAGCUGAGCGAAAUUCAUAUCUACGGAAGGUCAUAGAUAGUUUUGUAAUUUCCAUUUAUUUUUUAAACUUUAAAUUCUAUCAGAAAUCACUUAUAUCAUUAUUAUAUUCACAAUUCCACUUAAUAAUUAUAUAUUUUUUA
Drosophila ananassae is the source of this 2092-nucleotide messenger RNA. Its product is annotated as protein ORD. The record is from RefSeq and is a predicted model, not a curated record. NCBI's taxonomy places the organism in Eukaryota, Metazoa, Arthropoda, Insecta, Diptera, Drosophilidae. The transcript is spliced from 7 exons. Bases 91 to 1521 code for a protein of 476 amino acids.